GCAGUACGCGCCUCGGGUUCCGUGUCCCUCUUCCACAAUCUUUGGUUGCCCCCUCCUGGGCCAGCAUUCCACCCUGGCCUCCAGUCUGCCCCGGGACGGAGAGAGAAUGAAGAUGGGAGGAGCGGCGACGGAGAGGGCUGAGGAGGAACCUACUUCUGCACUGACCCAGGGACUGGAGCGAAUCCCAGACCAGCUCGGCUACCUGGUGCUGAGUGAAGGUGCAGUGCUGGCGUCAUCUGGGGAUCUUGAGAAUGAUGAGCAGGCAGCCAGCGCCAUCUCUGAGCUCGUCAGUACAGCCUGUGGCUUCCGGCUGCACCAUGGCAUGAAUAUCCCCUUCAAGCGUCUGUCAGUGGUCUUUGGCGAACACACGCUGCUGGUGACUGUGUCAGGACAGAGGGUGUUUGUGGUGAAGAGGCAGAACCGUGGCCGGGAGCCCAUUGAUGUCUGAGUUUGCCAGAGGGCCAGGGUCGGAGAAAUGGACUGGAUCCUUGGGCCUCUGUGAUGAGGAGACACAUUGUCCUCCACCUCUUGCUUGGCAUGCUGCUGGAACUAGGGUCUUCUGUUUACUCCCCUCCCCAUCCCCACCUGAAGAACAGAGGUUUGGGUACUUUAUGUGCUGUAUUAAGGAGAACUUGGGCAAGGGUUCCCUUUUCCUUCCUAAUAAACAUGAGUCUGAUGUUCCUAG
Molecule: messenger RNA, 685 nt
Organism: Sciurus carolinensis (gray squirrel)
Lineage: Eukaryota; Metazoa; Chordata; Mammalia; Rodentia; Sciuridae
Gene: Lamtor4
Product: late endosomal/lysosomal adaptor, MAPK and MTOR activator 4
Exons: 4
Coding region: 107-448 (113 amino acids)
Biological process (GO): cellular response to amino acid stimulus; positive regulation of TOR signaling
Cellular component (GO): lysosome; Ragulator complex
Molecular function (GO): guanyl-nucleotide exchange factor activity
Source: RefSeq, a predicted model, not a curated record